Molecule: messenger RNA, 1639 nt
Organism: Vombatus ursinus (common wombat)
Lineage: Eukaryota; Metazoa; Chordata; Mammalia; Diprotodontia; Vombatidae
Gene: DDIT4L
Product: DNA damage inducible transcript 4 like
Exons: 4
Coding region: 138-713 (191 amino acids)
Biological process (GO): negative regulation of signal transduction
Cellular component (GO): cytoplasm
Source: RefSeq, a predicted model, not a curated record
ACCCAGUAAACUGCAGUGUCCCCACUGAGCUCCGGGCAUCUCGUGUACGCCAGCGUGCACUUCCGUAAAGUCAAGGCAGCCCCGAAAGCUGCUCACCCCCCACCCCCCGCAGUGCAGGAGCCACAGUGCUGUUCACCAUGGUCGCGACCAGCAGCUUAAGCAGUAAAAAUUCGGCCAGCAUUUCAGAGUUGAUAGACCGUGGCUUUCCGCCUGGAAGUCUGAGUGAUUUUGACUACUGGGAUUAUGUUGUGCCAGAACCCAACCUCAAUGAGGUAGUAUUUGAAGAGACAACGUGCCAGAGCCUGGCUAAAAUGCUGGAGAAUUGCCUGUCCAAAUCCAAGCAAACCAAACUUGGCUGUUCCAAGGUUCUCGUCCCUGAGAAACUGACCAAGAGAAUAGCUCAAGAUGUGUUGCGCCUGUCUUCCCCUGAGCCCUGUGGUCUUCGAGGUUGCAUUAUCCAUGUAAACUUGGAAAUUGAAAAUGUAUGUAAGAAGCUGGAUAAGAUUGUGUGUGAUGCUAGUGUGGUGCCUACCUUUGAGCUUACACUGGUGUUUAAGCAGGAAAACUGUUCGUGGUCUAGUUUCAGGGACUUUUUCUUCAGUAAAGCUCGUUUCACAUCUGGUUUUAAGAGAACUCUGAUUCUCAGUCCAGGAUUUAGGCUUGUUAAAAGGAAACUUUACUCACUGAUUGGAACAGUCGUUGAAGAGUGCUAGAAAAAUCUCUCUUGCUGACUUGUAAUAGAUUGUGCCACUGUUUGGUUUGAUGUCACUUGUAGCUUGACUGGCCUCAUCAAGAAACCCCAAAUUUAGCCCAUCUGACAUGUGUGUUCCUUAUUCAGCACAACCUCAAGGGUUUUGCUCCAAAACAUUAAUCUUGUGGCCUGCCCAAAACAUCCCCAACGGAGUAGACGCUCUCCACUGAUUGAGGCCAUAGCCACCGAAAAAUAGGAUGGAGCGGGAGGGGACUCAGUGAGCCUUUCACUUGUGAAGCUGUAUUCACUCUGGCCCAUCCUUUCAGAAGCAGGCAGGCUACUCGGUAAUUAAUUAAUUAGUUACGUCCAACCAGUCAGCCCUGGAGCUUAACUUGUUGACAAUAUGAAUGACAUUUUGCUUAGUUUGCUCUUCAUAAUGGCACUUUAAAAAUUCUCCAAAUUAAUCCUUACAACUUUAUAACCUUAUUAAACGAAGCUCAGUGAGUAAGAAAACUUCUGAAAGCUCAGAAAACCAAUGUUCCUACCUUGGAUUGAAGGGUUCUUAUCCCACAAGGUAGAAUUUAAGUCUCUGAGCUUAGCUUGAAACUGACUCUUGGAAGGAGCUGAUUAGGAAUGUUACAGAGACAACACAGUUCUGUCUUUACUCUUACCAUUUCUCCUUCACCUUUGAAGGUAUGGAGGGGGUGAAUAAUCUUGCAUUGUAAUUUCAACAAAUUUAUCACAGUUUUUCUCAGCUUCAUUUGUAAGGUACAUGCUCCAUUUUUAAAAGGUUAUAUAUUGCUUAUUAUCUUUUGAAUUGCAGAGAGGUGAUAAAUAAAACACAGCAGCAGCAUGAUAAUGGUAGAAAAAACACUGGCCCUGGGUUCAAAUCCUACCUAUAAUGCUUAGUAACUACUCAACCUUGGGCAAAUCACUUUAAGCUCCCAA